AUGUCCAUCAUGUCCACCCAGAUGCAGCAGCAGCUCAUCCAGCGGAUCCGCCUCCAGGACACGACGGUGACCCUCAGGGAGCUGCGGCAGACGCGGCUCAUCGGGGCGGGCGCCGCUGGCGUGGUGCGCCUGGUGUCGCACAUCAAGACGGGCACGAGGUACGCCCUCAAGAGGAUCAGGAAGGUGAAGGGCGUGGUGCCGUCCGAGGUGAGCCAGGAGCUGAAGCUUCUUGCCGAAAACGAUCACCCGCUGCUGCUGCAUCUGGUGAAAACGUUCGAGACGCUGUCGAGCGUCUACAUACUGACCGAGCUGUGCACGGGGGGCGAGCUCUACUCCGCCAUCCGCGCGAUCCAGGGCGUCCUCGACGUGAGGCAGGCGCAGUUCUACGCCGGGCUGCUGGUGCUCGUCCUGGAGGCCCUCUGCGACCGCAGCGUGCUGUAUCGCGACCUGAAGCCCGAGAACGUCAUGCUGGACGCGCAGGGCUACCUCAAGCUGAUCGACUUCGGCAUCGCCAAGAAGCUGCCGACGGGGGAGAACCGCACCUUCACGGUGAUCGGCACGCCGCACUACAUGGCCCCGGAGGUGGCACGGGGGAGCGGGUACGGCACGGAGGUGGACCUGUGGUCGCUGGGGGUCCUCGUCUUCGAGCUCGUCUGCGGCUACCUCCCCUUCGGCGAGAGCGAGGAGGCGCCCGAGGCCGUCGUCCGGGCCGUCAUGCGCGAGGAGUUGGCCUUCCCAGCCGCCUACAAGCACGCGCCCGGCCAGGAGCUCAUCCGGGGGCUGCUCAACCGCAGGCCCGAGCAGCGGCUCGGCGCGGGCAUGGGCGGGUACGAGGACCUCAAGUCGGCCGCCUUCUUCCGCGCGGGCUUCGGGCCAGGCGGCCCCACGCUCUUCGACAAGCUGAUGGACAGGGAGCUGGACCCGCCGCUGCUCCCCGAGAGGGAGGUCUACUGCGAGGCGGAGGACAUGGAGGGCGUGGAGGACCUCAGCGACCAGGAUGAGUUCGCGGCGCGGUCUCUCCGCAUCCCCGGGCCCGGGCCUCUGGCGGCGCUCCUCCGCGCUCCAGGGCCCCUGGGCGUUGGUAGGGGCCUGCGCUGCGCGGGCGGCCAUGUCAGGGCCAUGCUCCCCCCGCCGUGGGGCGCCCGGCUGAACGUGGCGGACAGCCCCCAGAGCGAGGCGGACCGCCUCGUUGCGCGGGCUCGCGACAGCCCGUGGACGCCCAGGGGAGAGAGGCCGCUGGUCUAUGCGAUGACGCCUGGCGCAGCUGUGGACCUCGAGGCCAAGCUCGACCAGCAGGCGGUCGCGGCCGCGCCUCCACCGUCGCCCGCGCAGCCGGGCGAGGAGGGCGCACGGGCAGGUCCACCGCUAGAGCGGGGGGCGUGGCCGUGGAGCGGCCCGGGCGGCCCGCCCAGCGUGGAGCUCUCGCCGAAGGACGACAACGAGGGCUCUGGCCAGCUGGACGAGGCCGCCCUCCUCGCGGCCCGCGUGACGCCGCCCGCGCUGCUAACGGCGGUGUUCACCGCGAUCCUCAUCGUGCUCUGA
Messenger RNA from Prorocentrum cordatum, 1542 nucleotides. Lineage: Eukaryota; Dinophyceae; Prorocentrales; Prorocentraceae. The record is from the annotation of a GenBank genome assembly.